This is a messenger RNA of Sugiyamaella lignohabitans, 4014 nucleotides long. RefSeq lists its product as uncharacterized. Gene Ontology annotation, molecular function: guanyl-nucleotide exchange factor activity; small GTPase binding. The coding region runs from base 1 to 4014 and encodes 1337 amino acids. Gene Ontology annotation, biological process: small GTPase-mediated signal transduction. The record is from RefSeq and is a predicted model, not a curated record. Gene Ontology annotation, cellular component: plasma membrane; cytoplasm. The transcript has a single exon. Lineage: Eukaryota; Fungi; Ascomycota; Dipodascomycetes; Dipodascales; Trichomonascaceae.
AUGAACAGGGCAAUUCAAAACUACGAGGCCAUAGAGCCAGUGAAGAGUCUUUUUACAACAUAUCAUAGCGAGCCCCGAGACGACUGCUACCUCCUAUUUGAAUUGCUGCAGGUCCCAUUUGCUCUAUCUGGAGUAAGCACCGAUGAAUAUUUUUCCAUUGUGCUUUCGUCUCCUAAUAGCAAUUUGAGCUUCUCAUCAGCCUCCAACGUCAGCGCUUCUUCAAAAUGGCGAUCCCUUUCUGUAAAAAGCGGCGAGUACUUAGGUGAAUUGGUGAGAAUAAAUAGAGCUCGACAAAGCGAUAUUAUCCACAUUGAUCUGUACAAGGCUGACAAACUUUUCUCUAGAGAAGAUCUCAAACUCUGGAGAGGUAGAGAACUCAUUUGUGGCAAAUGUGACUUGAUUUUUUAUAUAGAGGAUGUUAAGGUUAGUCUCGGGAUUUGUACUCAGUAUGUCGGGACGGUGCAUUACUUAGAGAAGUCCAUCGAAGAUAUUUUCAAUUGGGAGACUCUUUACAGCAAAAAUAAUCUGGAUCGCGUCGUAGUAGCAAUUGUUAGCAUCCCACAUCUGAAACAGGCAGAAAUUACAAAGGUAAGAUUAAUGGAGAUAGGCAAAUACAAGUCACACUUGCUAACAUCGAGACAGUAUUCUUACGGUCUGGUUGAAUGCCUAAUUAAAAUUCUCGAUUGUGCAACUAAAGAUCGUGAAGAGGAACAUCAUGCUAAUGUCAUAUUUACGGGUCUACUUAAUUUGCUUACAAGAAUUUCGUAUAACUACCAUGACUUAUGUUAUCUGGAAGCUAUAUUUUUAGAAGAAUUCAGUCUUGGACGACUAUCUGAGAUGCUUCUCUUUCAAAUUGAGUAUGUAAUCCUUCGGGACAACUUCAAGGGCGGUAAAUUGUUUCUGGACCUGUUUCAGUGUGGGCCAGUUCUGUCAAAAAUAAUUCGAGCUUCAGCUUUUGUAGAUAAAUCAGACCCUGAUAUUUAUCGUGAGACGAUACGCGGAAUUUUAAAAUACCUUGGUAGGAUUACGGUUCUUAUCAAAGACUUCCUUCGACAAGAUCGAUUGAGCCUCUACGAAGGGCAAAGCGCGAUCAUUAACGUUUUGUUCGAAAUUUAUGACCAUCUAUCUGUGCUUACUGGGCAAGACAUUGUAGUCAAAUGUCUCAUUGAUCUUGUUGAUUCCAUAAAGUCUUCCAACUCGGUUGUGUAUAGCUGCAAGUUACAGCUGAUUAGGAAAUUAUCGGAUUCCUGGGUUUUUAGCAGCAAGAAGUAUAGAACGUAUCUCAUAGGCCAUACCAUAAAAUGGGGUCUGUCGUAUAUCUUGGGCCAAAAAGCAGGAGCUGAUGUUGAGCCAGCUGAAUACACAAGCAAUUUAAUCCAGAUAAGACUUCUAUGCGGUAUCUUUUCUACCCAACUCAAAGUACUUUGGAAGGACAACUCGACAAGUUUAAAGCUAAGAACCUUGUUUGGCAAGCUUCUUCCUAUUUUGAGUAGUCUCUACUCUCGGUUACUAGAAAAUUUCAACAAUUCUGAACGGAUUCCUAGAACUGCUUUUUCUCCUUUGUUUCCUGAAAGAUACCCCUUUGAUGCUUGGCCAAGAGACUCAUUGGUUAAUGAUGCUAUUUUUGAUGAAACUCUUAUUGAGUUGGGUAUUGUAAUUACAAUGCUAGUCGACUUAGUUGUUGAUUCUAUAUCCAAGUAUAAUCCAUCAAGAAACAUCUCCUCGGUAGAACUACGAGGUGUAAUUCUACAAAUUGUGAUAGCAGCCACCAAUAUGGUUGAAUCACCGCCAUUUCCACAGUCUUGGAUAUCUCUAUACACGGUGAACCAUAAAACAGCGUUUAAAAUGCUGAGCUACAUCAGCGAUACUAUGAUUAAGCACUUUAUCCCAAACAAUAAGACAGAACCAUUUCACGCUGAUAUCUGGCACUCAUACCUCAGCUCACUUUCUUGUGUGGCAGGUUCAGAGCUGUUAAUAUUGGAACUUUUAUCAGAGCAGAACCGAAGAGCAGUUCACAAGAUUGCACCUGAUCUCAGAAGCCGAGCAAUGAGAUUACUCAAACAUAUGUGGGAUGUACUUGGCAGACCUGCUACCAACGAAGAAAACGGUCGCUUCGGAGUCACCCGAUUUAGUGGUCAUCAGCUGGAGCUUGUAGGCGGCCAAUAUAGCCUUGUUCCUUUUAUUCUGAAUUUAUGCCUUUUGCGGCGACCCAUUUCCCAGGUAACCGAGGUUGAUAUACUAUAUUCCAUCAUAGUUGGAGAAUGGCUUAAGAAUGGUAACCUGAAAAGAAUUAAGAGUGAAAUGGCUGUGUCUAUGGAUGAUAUAUUCACCAGUCGAAAGUCACUUCCCGAAGACAGAGAUUGUAAAGUAUUUGAGAAUCAACUAAUGCAGUCAAUUGAGCUAAUGAAAGAAAAUGAUGAAGCUCGUGAGCAGAUGAAAAGUGAAAUUACCGACUUGUUCGAGUUUCUUGAUAUGCUGCUUGAGCUAUACAAUAUUCCACCAGGUGGAGCAUUUACCGAAGACAGAACAUUUCAUGCAUUAAAUGUUUUGAACUUUUUGAAAGAUUGUGAUCAAGAAGAGAAGCUAGUGAGAUAUGUAUUUGACAUUGUAGCUACUAGUAUUCCAAGAAAGAAUUAUACCGAAGCCGGUCUGGCCUUACAACUUUUGGCCAAUUCCUACGAUUGGAGGUACGAUCAAAGAACUGACAGCAUUUGGGGACUGAAAAGCCAAUUUCAAUUACCUAGUCAGACAGAAUUUGAAAGAAAAGAAGCCCUUUAUGAGAUGAUUAUUCAAUUUUUCAUUCGUGGGCAGUCUUACGAACUAGCCGCUGCAGUAGUCGAGGAAUUAACUAAAGUGUAUGAAUUUGUCGCCUUGGACUUUUAUAAGCUUUCGGCAUCGCAUUCUAUGCUCGCAAGACUUUAUAAAUGGAUAGACUCAACCGAUCGCCCCAUUCCACAGUUUUUCAGAGUUGUUUAUUUAGGGGUCGGAUUUCCAAGUUCGUUACAAAACCGACAAUUCAUAUUUCAAGGGCGACCGGGCGACAAGCUUGAGACGAUUCAUGACAGACUACAUCGGACUUAUCCUGGUGCAACAAUUGUCAGCCAUGAAUCGAAAGCAAAAAAAGAUACACAAUACUUGUUUGUAUCGUGUGUGGACCCUGAGCCACCCAUGUCUCAUUCCGAAAUGUGCGAGUUUCUGCUAUCGAAACCUGCAGCUUCUCCAUAUACCAAGGCGUACAUUCUAAGAAUGAAGACUAAACGGUUUUCAUAUUCAAGGCCCUUGCCAGGAAGUACAUCAGCAUCAAAUAUGAAAGUUGAGAAAUCUACUUAUGAGACGUACCAGUCAUUCCCUACCAUCGUGAAGCGCAGUGAAAUCAAGACUUGCGAGGUCGAAAUUCUUUCACCGCUAGAAAAUGCUUUAAUGAUGUUAAGAGACAAGACGUCAAAUUUAAUAGAGCUUGAAAAUCUAUUUCGAAUUGAAGAAACAAGAGGUGGAAUAGGUGGUCAUAAUAUUGUAACCCAAGCCAAUGUUCAAAUGUUAGAUCUAGUCUUGUCUGGUGCAAUUGACUCACCAGUAAAUGGUGGUAUUAAUAUAUACCGUGAUUUACUCCAAGACGAGUCGAAAAACUUGGAGGAAGCCAAUAAAAGUGAUUUAGUAACAGAUUUGAAACUGGCGCUUCUGGACUACACUGCGGCCAUAAACAGAGCAUUGGUAUACCAUGGGAAGAAGAUCUCUCCAAGUCUCAGGCCCCAUCAUGAGCUGUUGGUAAAACUCUUUGAACAAAAUUUCAAAAUGGAAUUAGAGGAACUUAAAGAGGAGAUGACUACCGGCUCAUAUCAAGCAUAUCAAUGGGAACGGUCUUAUACGCGCCCAAACAAGCUGAUCGCUGCUGUAGCAGAGAACUUAAAUGGAGAGCUGGUUGUUGAUAGCCUCCGACGUAAAGGUGAAGCCAUGAAUGGCCCUCAUUCAAGUUCUUCAUCUUCUGUUGGACUAAACCCAACAAUAAGACUAUAG